AGCUGCUUCACGCAACAAAGGCAUUCUCCCGGAAGACAGACAAGUUCAAGUAUGCGGAACUUUGAACUUUUCGUGCUGAGUGCCCUCGCGGCUGCGUCGGCCUCUGCGACCACUACCAGCGGCACAUUCACCGCAUUGUGUUUCAACGUCGCUGGUCUGUCUGAGAUUCUUAACAGUAAUGAUGUGAAUGGCACGAAGACUGAGAACGCGGAGGAGCUUGGCAAGUACUUUGCAGAGUAUGGCUAUGAUAUUAUCCAGAUGCAGGAGGACUUCAACUACCAUGCAUACAUCUACGAGUACGACGACCACCCCUACCGCACGGCUACUUCUGGCGGUGCCGGCAUAGGCAGUGGCCUGAACACCAUUUCCAACUACGACUGGGUUGACUUCACGCGUGUCAAGUGGGACACGUGCUCGGACGCCUCCGAGUCGGACUGCCUGACCCCCAAGGGCUUCACCUUCAUGCGUUGGAACCCGUCGGAGGGAGUGUACAUUGACUUCUACAAUCUGCACGCCGAUGCAGGCACCGAAGACGGCGACGAAACCGCCCGUAACGCCAACCUCCAACAAGUCGCCGACUACAUCGACACCUGGUCCACCGGCAACGCCGUGGUCAUCAUGGGCGACACCAACAGCCGCUACACCCGCAGCGCCGACACGGGCAUCCGCGUCUUCGGGUCGCAGAACAGCCUCACUGACGUCUGGGUCGAGCUGGAGAUGGGCGGGGUGUACCCGAUCGCGGGCGCGGACUCGCUGAUAUGCGACAACCCCUCCACCAACGAGACCUGCGAGACGGUGGACAAGGUGCUGUACCGGGGCUCCAGCCUCGUCACCCUGGCCGCCGACAGCUUCCGCUACGACGGCGAGGAAUUCCUCAACACCGACCCGGAGUAUCUGGGGGAUGUGCUCUCCGACCACAAUCCGGUGCUGGUCGACUUCAGCUGGACGCUGUCCUCGUCGCUCCGCCAGAGCGAGUUCUCCGGCGGGCCGCACGGCGACUGGUUCAACGACCUCCCCAGCUUGCCCGCCGCGCCGGUGGCCUCCGUGCUGACUUUCCGCGGCGCCGACCGCCUGGAUGCCGUCGCCCUCGAGCUGACGGACGGGACCACCUUUAGCCACGGCGGCACUGGCGGGACGGCCGUGUCGCUGACGCUGGGCACCGGCGAGUACUGGACCCAGGCGGAGCUGUGCACCGGGCAGUACAACAGCCACACCCGCAACUUCUAUAUCAAGGCUACCACGAGCGCUGGCAAUGUCUUGGAGGCCGGUACCGCCACGAGCAACUGUACCACCUUUACCGCGGAUGACGGGUAUGUCAUUGUGGGGUAUAUGGGGCAGGAUGGCGAUGAGAUUGAUCAGUUGGCUUUCAUCUAUGCUGCGUACUAGAGUCGCAUCGCUGGGAAGGCGGUUGGAAACUGUGAGUUGUGAUACUAGCAUAGAAUACACGAAGUUGAUUUGUCUGUGACUUGCUCGCUUGUUU
Molecule: messenger RNA, 1480 nt
Organism: Aspergillus aculeatus ATCC 16872
Lineage: Eukaryota; Fungi; Ascomycota; Eurotiomycetes; Eurotiales; Aspergillaceae
Product: endonuclease/exonuclease/phosphatase family protein
Exons: 3
Coding region: 52-1386 (444 amino acids)
Cellular component (GO): cytoplasm
Molecular function (GO): sphingomyelin phosphodiesterase activity
Source: RefSeq, a predicted model, not a curated record